AUGCAAUGGAAACGAGAAAAAUAUGGUGGUAUUAACUCAAUACGUGCACCACCAAGUCAAAUUUGGACACCUGAUAUCGUUUUAUUUAAUAAUGCUGAUGGAAAAUAUGAAGUAUCAUUUAAAUCAAAUGUUGUUAUUUAUCAUGAUGGUUAUGUGAAUUGGGUACCGUCAGCUAUAUAUAAAUCAAGUUGUUAUAUUGAUGUAAAAUUUUUUCCAUUUGAUAAACAAGUAUGUAAAUUACGUUUUGGUUCAUGGACAUAUGAUCAACGACAAUUCAAUUUUACUUAUUAUGAAGAAAAAAUACGACAUGUUACAAUAAAAGAUUAUGUUGUUAGCGGUUCAUGGGAUCUUCUUGAUGGUCCUAUGACUAUUCAACAAUCAUCAUAUGCACCACCUACAAAUGAUGGAAAUGAUACAAGUAAUUCAAUGGGAACUAUAGCAAAUGCUCGAUUUGAAAAAACUGAUGGACGUGAUCGUGUUGGAUUUGUUUGUACACUUAUAAUAAAACUUGUUAUUAUUAAUUAUAAUUAUCGUACACCACGUACACAUAAAAUGCCUUAUUGGAUAAGACGUAUUUGUAUUGAUAUAUUACCACGUAUACUUCGUAUGGAAAGACCAAAAAAAUAUGAAAUUGAUGAUAAUUUACAAUCAGCAGCAGCUGAUAGAGAAAAACAAACGAUGUUAAAUUAUAUUCAAGCAUCACAAUUAAAACAACGUCAUUCAUCAAAAAAGAAACAACAUCAUCAUCAUCAUUAUCGACAUACAUCAAAACGACGUCAUCCACAACAACAGCAACAAGAAAAUAUUAAUCAAUCACAACCAACUACUGAUGAUGAUGAAAAUAAUUUAACAAUACAAGAAGUUGAUAUUUUAUUAACAAAAGAAGCAUAUGAAGCAGCAGAAGAUUUAAAUUUUACUGCAAAUCAUAUGCAAUCAGCUUGUCAUUAUGAAGGGGUAUUUCUCAUGAGAGAAUGA
Rotaria sp. Silwood1 is the source of this 975-nucleotide messenger RNA. The record is from the annotation of a GenBank genome assembly. NCBI's taxonomy places the organism in Eukaryota, Metazoa, Rotifera, Eurotatoria, Philodinida, Philodinidae.